Molecule: messenger RNA, 690 nt
Organism: Blumeria graminis f. sp. triticale
Lineage: Eukaryota; Fungi; Ascomycota; Leotiomycetes; Helotiales; Erysiphaceae
Source: the annotation of a GenBank genome assembly
AUGACGGAGCAACAGGAGCCAAGAGUACGAUCGGCCAUCAUACAACGGUCGACUAAUGAAACAAGUAUUUCACUAGCGCUAAAUAUAGAUGGAGGAGAAUUCCCGGCAGUCACUACCGAAAAAUUGAUGUGCGAGCUAGACGGUCAUGCAACGCAAGCAUCCCAGAGUCAGAUUAUCUCGAUCCACUCGGGGAUUGGGUUUCUUGAUCAUAUGUUACAUGCGCUGGCGAAGCAUGCUGGUUGGAGUUUAGCUCUUCACUGCAAGGGAGAUCUUCACAUCGAUGAUCAUCAUACAGCAGAAGAUGUCUGUCUAGCAUUAGGAGAAGCAUUCAAUGUGGCACUAGGAACCAAGAUGGGCAUCGCACGAUUUGGAAGUGCUUAUGCGCCACUUGAUGAAGCUCUCUCACGCGCCGUCGUGGAUAUUUCCAAUAGACCCUACUGCGUUUCCGAAUUGAAGCUUCAACGUGAAAAGAUUGGUGACUUGAGUACUGAAAUGAUUCCACAUUGUAUGCAGAGUUUUGCGCAAAACGCUAGGAUUACAUUACACGUACAUUGUCUCCAUGGAGACAACGAUCAUCAUAAAGCAGAAUCUGCGUUUAAGGCCUUAGCAAUAGCUUUACGGGCAGCAACAACGGUCAUCCGUGGAAAGGAAAAUGAUGUUCCAAGUACUAAGGGUACGCUCAGUGUUUAA